Messenger RNA from Frankliniella occidentalis (western flower thrips), 1352 nucleotides. RefSeq names its product DNA-directed RNA polymerase II subunit RPB1-like. Bases 118 to 1080 code for a protein of 320 amino acids. NCBI's taxonomy places the organism in Eukaryota, Metazoa, Arthropoda, Insecta, Thysanoptera, Thripidae. The record is from RefSeq and is a predicted model, not a curated record. The transcript has 4 exons.
UCUCUGCUGGAGGAGCCCGAGAGCUGGAGGGGACCUUUCGUAUAUCAUCCAGAACCUCCAGGGCACGUCGAACAGUUGAGUGCGGCGCCCCGGGAGACGAACAGUGAACUGCAAGCCAUGGAGUGCAAAACGAUGAUCCUGGCGGUGCUGCUGGCCGCGCUGGUGGCCGCGGAGGGCGCCGUGACGCCGUCGACGCCCUUCUCGACGACGGCCGUGAACCGCGGCCGCGGCUCGAGGCGGGCCUUCAUCGGGCGCGGCGGCGGCCGGCCGCGGGGCAGCCCCGCGCCCUCCGCGGUGGCGCUGGCCUCGCAGUCGACGCCCCGCAACCUGCAGCAACACCUGCAGCAGCAGCAGCCGACGUUUGCGCCGCUCCAGCCAACCUUCGCGCCCCCGCAGCCCAGCUUCUCCCCGGCCACCUUCUCGCCGACGCCCUCCACCUUCGCCCCGACCUUCGCCCCGACCUUCGCGCAGCAGACGCCUCUCCGCGUGUCGCGGCCGACGCCGACGCCUCCGGGUGGGCUGGCUCCGCUGGCGCACGACGUGGUGGUCACCCCCCGCCGCUCCGGCAGCGCCCUGGGCUUCAGCCCCCACGCCGCGCCCUUCACCGCGCCGCUGUCAACCAACAAGGGCCCCAGGCCCAGGGCCACGCCCGUGCCCAUCGUCGCCCUCAAGUUCAACCUCCGCGAUGACGGCAGCUACUCCACCAGCUCCGAGACCGGCGACGGCACGGUGCGCCAGGAGCACGGCCAGUUCAACGGCGCCGGCAUGGCCGUCCAGGGCAUGUACGCCUACCAGGACCACGAGGCGGGCCCCGUGCAGGUCAACUAUGUCGCGGACGAGUACGGCUUCCAGCCCCAGGGCCCCAACAUCCACCCCGCCAUCAUGAUGGCCGUGGCCGAGCAGGUGAACGCGGCGCGCUCCGCCAAGUCCCGCAAGGGCGCGGCGGGCCUCAACGGGCUCCGGGACGACGGCGACCUCGACUACGACGACGACAACGGCGCGGGGACGUCCCCGGCGCCCAUCAAGUACAGGAAGGCGCCGAGCCGCACCGUGCGGAGGGUUGUGGUGCGGAGGCUGUAGCCGAGCCGACCUCAGUAUAUAGCCAACACUGUGAUGUUAUUAUUGUAAUUUAUUUGUAUUAUUAUUAUUACGUUUUGUCGAACAAACUAGGCUAUUUGAAUUUCCGGGAGACUCGGGGAGGAUUGGGGAGCAAGCACUUCUCCGGGACUAGUAUUUUCUGUUUCAACGCCCGGACCUGUGCUUGAACUCUCCAAUCGCUCGCGUCCAAUUUACGAGUAAGAAAAUAAAUAAAAAUUAACAGGCCAACAACUGGUCGGUUAACAGACAGUCCA